AGAAAUUGUACAACUUCUGGUCUUAAGGAAUAUAUGGUAGACACUGACUGCUUCCUUAAUAGCCACUCCCCCACUCUUCCUUUAUUGUUUCCUUUAUUUGGUAUACCCAGAUUUUGUUCGGUUAUCAAAGUGGUCAUCUGUUUCAGGUAAUGUUUGGUCCCUUCUGAGCUAUAAAGUUUCUGACUCUUGAUAAUCUAACUCAAACAGGGUGAAUCCACUCCUCUUGACAAUGAUUGGUUUAGAAAUGAGUAAAUGAUAUCAUUCUGGCCAAUAAUACUGGAGGAAAAGUCUGUUAGGUACUCUGGGAAAGUUUUGCUUACUUAAAAGAGACAUAGGUAAAGGGAAUUUUUUUUAAACUUCUGAAUGUCAUCUUAGUUGUUUCCAGAUUGCCAUAGCAGUCAUGAGACCAUGAAUAUAGGCAGCCUACAAAGAGGUUGGCAGAGCACAAAACCAGAAAGAUCCUGGGUCUUUGAUGACAUCACUUUAAAUUUUAAGUCAUUUUGCACUUACAGACAGAGCAUCUUAACAGAUAGAGAAUUUAUUGAGAUUGUGAUAUGAUAUGUAACCAAAUCAUAUGUUUUACAAGUGCUAAGCAAGGUAUACUUUUUGAAUUUAGAGUUAAAAGCAGAGUUUUAUAGUUAGUCAUAUUCUUGCUUUGAUUCUAGACUCUUCUGCUUAAUGAGCAAGUUACUUAAUUUCUCUAAUCCAGGGAUUGGCCAGCUUUUCUAUAGAGUCCAAAGAAUAAAUAUUUUAGGCUUUAUGGGCCAUACAGUUUCUGUUGUACCUACUUAACACUGCUGUUGUGGUGUGAAAGCAGCCAUAUAUAAAUGAAUGAGUGUGGCUGUAUUCCAGUGAAACUAUUUAUAUUUGAAUUCCUUAUUUUUAAUGGGUAGGAUAUAAUUUUCACAUAUCAUAAAAUAUUCUUUUUUGUUGUUCAACCAUUUAAAAAUGUAAAAAAAUACAUUUUUAUCUCAAAGGCCAUACAAAAUCAGCUGGAGGGCUAUAGCACUUAUAUAUACACUCUAUAAUACUCUAUAACACUCAUAUAACCUUGGAAAAUCUAUUGAGGAAUAAAAGAGUUCUUACUCAUUUGCUACAUGACAUUUCUUUAUGUAGGGAGGAAUGGGCUUGAUAAACUGGAUUUUUGGAGCAUACUGCAAAGCCUUGGUAAUUUCAUUCCAAAAGCUAAUUUAUGUAAGUGACAAUAGGGGGAAAAAUGGAAGCAUAAAUGUUCUGCCUCUUAAAUAUAGGUCUCUGUCUGGAGACAUUAAGUAGAACUUACUACUUACAUUAUUUAUUUUAGAAAAUAGAAGCUGUCUUCCUCUCAGUGUCUCAAAUGAAAAAAGUUAUUCCAUAUCAUAACUGAUCUGUUAUAAAAGAAGGGGUCCUGCCACUUUGUCCCUUUUGGAAACAGGGCUUAUCCAAAGGCACUGACCAUGGAUGAACUCCCCUCCCCCACUUUUUUUCCUCCUAAUAUUUUCCUCCUAAUAAUGACUGACAGAGAAGAGGCAGUCCCAACUGCUCAGGCAUUUGUAAGAAAAAACCUCACUAGCAGAUAUCUUAGAAACCAAAGGAAGCAAUCUGAUUAUAACAUAAUAUUAACCUGACUAGAAAUAAAAGGAUCUUGUUGCAAAAAGCUCUUUGACUGAUUUCUGUCUCUUAGAUUUUGGAAUUUUUUACUUUCAACUUUAUAAAAAAAAAAAGAACUAAUGAAUUAAUUAGGGCCUGGCAAAAAGAGGUGAGUUCUCUCUGAUCUUUGGCAAGAAUUCUUAAAAUCACUAAAUUAGGAUUCAUGUAAAAAUUAAAGGAGAUAAGUGUAAAGCACUUAGCUUUGGGAAUUCAAAAGUUAGCUAUUGUUUACUUUUUUUAUUAUCUUCUGCAUCCUUGCUUAUUUUAUGUCUACUGGAGCUGUCAAAAACUGAGAGGUGUAGAUAAAUCUGUACUACUGUAGUAUUUCUAUCCAUUUCUCUUUAUAUAUAACAGUUCAGUUUAUGUACUUUAAUGUUAUUUGGUAUAUAGUGGUUUACGAUGUUGCAUUAUAAAAUAUACCUUUUACUAAUAUAAAGUGAACUUUCAUUAUUCUAUUUGUUUUUACCUCAAAUUCCAUUUUGUCUGAUAUUUCUAUAUAACCUAGUUUCUGUUGUAUAUUCUCAUAAUUUUAAUCUUUGGUUUUGGGUGUUUUUCUCUGAAUAACAUAUAGUUGUCUCUUCAUAGUCUUAAGGGUUUUAUCUUUUACGGUGGGUGAUUUACUAAUAAUGAAUAUAAAUAAAUUAAUGAUAUAUCUUUAUUUUCCUCCAGUCAUCUUAUUUUAUGUACCAUUUUUGUUCUGCCUUGAUUCUUUAUAACAUUUACCAUAUGAUUUAUUUCUUUUAAUUCCACCAGUAUUGUAAAAUUAAAUAUUUGUGUUUAAUUCUAUUGGUUAUUUUUACCAGCAAGCUAGCCAACUUCUCUUUAAUCUGUAAUUCUUCUCUGUUUGUCAGAAUCACGAGUUGAAUAGUGAGAACUGUUUUCUGGUUCAAGAUUGUGGAUUUAGCACAUGUGGACUCAUGGUCUUGUUUCUUCUUAAAUCCCGUUAAAAUAGAUUAGGUAGAUAUGAAGAGGUGUCAACUUAAAACAGCAAGGAGAAAAGGAAAGGAAGAGUUAAGGAUUAUCAGUAGACAUGUGAUUUGGCCACUUUUCUGGAAGAUGGAAAAUGGAUGUUGGUGGAUUAAAACCAUAGCCCAGAGUGUGCUGUAAGUAGACUGCAGUGAACUGGGAGUGCUACCACCCUGCUCUCCCCUAAAACCGCAGAGGGACUUUCAGGCAUAGUCUUACCAGGCAGGACAGAGAGCAAGAGUAAGAAAUAGGAUUGACUAAGGUAGGGAGGGUGGGAAAGACUUAACUGAAGAUAAGUAUAUAAAACACCUGUGAUAAUACCCUCCCUGCUUCCUGCAUGCAGAAUAGGCUGGAGAGAGUGUAGUCAGGUGUAUAUACCGCCAAGAAAAAAAGAAGUCUCUUCUAAAGAGAUUAAGUGAAAUCAGUGGGGAGCUAGGACUUGUAGUGUGGGUUGUUGGCUCUGGAAUAGGGGUCAGCAGACUUUAUGUAAAGUGUCAGAUGGUGGAUAUUUUAAGAUUUGCAGGGCACAUAAGGUUAUGAUUUCAGUGGAAUAUGCCUCUUGUAGUUUUUGUGUUUGUUUUCUAUAGCACUUUAAAAAAUAAAAGUCAUUCUCAGCUCAAGGGUCAUACUGAAACAGUCUGACCUGUGAUCUGUAAUUCACUUCCACCCUGUUUAGGAAGAAGAUCCUCCUCAAUCUCUCAUCUGACGGCUGUGCAGUUGGAAAGCUAGCUCCUUACCAGCUCUUCCUGAAAAUAAACCUGCCUGUCAAGUGUUCUCCCUAAGCUUUGGGAAGAAACCUUGAUAUUACACCUGUGUUAAUAGGAAGCUGUUGAUUGAGAUUUCUGUUACAAAGUCUUCCUGUCAGGAGUAAGUCACUUUAUAAAACGAAAUUGAGAGCUUGUAAUCAUAGAGUGCUGUUUUUCAAUCUUAAACUUUUGACCAAGAAUGAAACUAUUUAAAAAUUAAGAUGCCAACAGAUCACGAAGAGCCCUGUGGUCCCAGUCACAGGUCAUUUUGCCUGAAUGGAGGGAUGUGUUAUGUGAUACCCACUAUUCCCAGCCCAUUUUGUAGAUGCACUGAAAAUUAUACAGGAGCUCGUUGUGAAGAGGUUUUUCUCCCAAGCUCCAGCAUCCAAACUAAAAGUGACCUGUUUGCAGCUUUUGUGUCAUUGACUAUUCUUCUAGGAACUCUUAUCAUUGGAGCCCUCUACUUCCUUUUCAGGAAGGGCCACCUUCAGAGGGCCAGUUCAGUCCAGUAUGAUAUCAACCUGGUAGAGACAAGCAGUACCAGUGCUCACCACAGUCAUGGAGAACACUGAAGAAAUAUCACACUGAACAAAAUCAUUCCUUGUUUGUCACAAAGGCAGAAAAUGAAACUCCAUAAGGCCUUAUAUGACCUAUUCUGUCUCCACCAAUAAUUGAUCGCCCCAGGUAUCUGAGUCUGUAGUCACCUUGCGGCUUUUACAAGUAAUGCCUGCCAC
Messenger RNA from Leopardus geoffroyi (Geoffroy's cat), 4075 nucleotides. It is a transcript of the gene NRG4, whose product is annotated as neuregulin 4. Gene Ontology annotation, molecular function: chemorepellent activity. The record is from RefSeq and is a predicted model, not a curated record. The coding region runs from base 3563 to 3913 and encodes 116 amino acids. Gene Ontology annotation, biological process: intracellular signal transduction; animal organ development; nervous system development. The transcript is spliced from 8 exons. NCBI's taxonomy places the organism in Eukaryota, Metazoa, Chordata, Mammalia, Carnivora, Felidae.